AAGGGCUUGAUUAUUUGCGACGCGGAAAAUGCGGAAACUGAAUGUGUCCUUUCUUUAAUUUAUGGUGUCCUUGUCUAGAGUUCUGCACCUGAAGUUUUUGCCGUUUGAACAGAUGCCUUAAGUUUGUGUGACAGCUGCCCGAAUUUGUGUCCAAAUGUCGCGAUUUAAACCCGCGCUUCAGCCCGAGAUUUUGCGGGCUCACCAGAAAGAUGAGCAACAUAUCUUGUCGCUGCAAAAGGAUGUGUCGGAAAUUGCCCGUGCUGUGCUCGGAAUGCGACCAUGGAUGCGGUGGCGUUUAGAGGUAGAUGCAUUAGCCAGCCUCAUGUACUACUGCGCAACGACGCUGAGUGGCUUCCAGACUUUGGGCGAGGAAUACGUGCACAUUGUGCAACUGGGCCGGUCUCUCAAGUCGGUCCCCACCCUUGCUCAGCGGCUCACAUUCGUAGUCUUGCAGUCAUUCGGAGGUAACUUGAUCCGCGGGACGUUAAAACUUAUCAAGAAAAAACGGAAAGUGGACGGUGAAGCGCUGGCCACGCUUGUUACGAGAGCGUUGCAAGUGCACACGAUAUUGUUCUAUCUUCUCGGCGGAUACUACAGUCCUGCCAAGAGGUUGACAGGAAUCAGAUAUGUGCUGAUAAGAAACUGGCUCUCUACGCCAGAUGUUGCGCGAUACUACAAAGUGUUAGGUUGGCUGUCGCUCAUUGAGUUCGGGGUGUCACUUCAGUCAGCUGUUAGGUCGCUCAAAGCAUCGGGAGCCAGCGAUGAUGUUCACACCGAGUUAUCGAAGUAUAACUGUUGCAUGUGCGUCGACUCUGCGAAGAAUGCUUCUGUGAUUCCUUGUGGCCACGUCUACUGCUGGUAUUGCAUCACGGGCUGGUUGAGAACUAACAAACAGUGCCCCUUGUGCAGAAUGCCCUGUGAACCGCAACAAACAGUGCUGCUUCGGAAUGUAUGAUGAAUUUGUAUGUUGUACAUGAUGCGAGCACAUCUCUUCUGACCGAAACCACUUACUGAAAAGUAAAUGGCCAAAACUUCUGCAGAGUCCUGAAGGUGUUAACAUGGUGCUGAACCAUUUGGAUUGAAGAUUUAUCAUGAAAUUUUGAUGCUGAGGUGACCUCGCAGUCCCUUUUCCAUUUACGUGUUUACGACAAAAGUUAUACCCCUGUCACACGGCACACGUAAUGUCAUUUGUAGUAAAUGACAUUCAUACCGAAUGUCAUUGCCAUCUUGGGUUCCUGGUCUACAUGGGUAAACAAAAUGGCAUUCGCAAUUGAUGUCAAUGUUUAUCGGCAGGCUGCUAUGAUAACGAAACCCUACAAAUCGUGCUUCUUGUUUACAUAUUUUCACUAUAUUGUUAACAAUACAAUGGCAAACAUUGGACGGUUAUCGGAAAAUAUAUUACAUUUCGUUUUAACUUAUCUAUUUUGUAAUUUUUUUGCCAAGCCCCUGUCGUCGAGAGUACACAAGUCGCGCAUGAAUGAGUUCGGGAAACUCAUUCAACGGGCGAAUGCCAUUAGCAGUGAAUGUCAUUCACUAUGCCCGUGUAGAAGCAACAAAAAUGGCAUUAACACGUAAUCUCAUUCGCUGCGAAUGCCAUUACACGUGCCGUGUGACAGGGGUAUUACUUGUUCGAUCAAAAUGUAUCCACAAUGCCAACUAACCCCCACUAUGUAGCUUAUUUUGAAGAUAUUGCAGCUGGCCAGCUUCAAUAAAUGCUGCUUUGAUGAAAUGAUAAAACUGUGUUAUACUUUGUGCAGGACUUUCUGACAUAUUUCUUCAAUAUUCGUAAUCAUGGUGUCAGUCUGAUGCAAUCUGGGUCACAUGAACAAUAAGGCGAUGAAGUCUGGCCACUUACAUAGCACCUACUUUCCCAGCAUUUCAAAUAAAUUUAUUUUAAGCAAAUGAUAUUGCUCUUUGUGUGGCAUACACCGAGUAGUAGUGUUGCUGCUGCUGUUAGUACGCACCAGGCCAUACCUAGUGCAGUGGCUUAGUCAGUGUGUUGUUCUGCUGCUCAGAGUGAUGUUGCAGGUUUGAUUCCCAGCCAUGGUGGACACUUUUUGAUCGGGUGGAAUGCAAGAACACUUAUGUACUUAGGUACAGGUGUGAGUGAAAAAACUCAAGCUUGUAAUAAACACUGGAACUAACCAACC
This is a messenger RNA of Dermacentor silvarum, 2150 nucleotides long. Its product is annotated as peroxisome biogenesis factor 10. Gene Ontology annotation, cellular component: peroxisomal membrane. Gene Ontology annotation, biological process: protein import into peroxisome matrix. The record is from RefSeq and is a predicted model, not a curated record. Gene Ontology annotation, molecular function: zinc ion binding. The transcript has a single exon. Lineage: Eukaryota; Metazoa; Arthropoda; Arachnida; Ixodida; Ixodidae. Bases 155 to 955 code for a protein of 266 amino acids.